Messenger RNA from Cutaneotrichosporon oleaginosum, 2538 nucleotides. RefSeq lists its product as uncharacterized. Gene Ontology annotation, cellular component: cytoplasm. Gene Ontology annotation, biological process: glycogen biosynthetic process. The record is from RefSeq and is a predicted model, not a curated record. Gene Ontology annotation, molecular function: alpha-1,4-glucan glucosyltransferase (UDP-glucose donor) activity. NCBI's taxonomy places the organism in Eukaryota, Fungi, Basidiomycota, Tremellomycetes, Trichosporonales, Trichosporonaceae.
AACGUUCACCAGCCUCUCCUCUUCGAGUGCGCUUGGGAAGUCGCAAACAAGGUCGGCGGCAUCUACACUGUCAUCAAGACAAAGGUCCCCGUCACCGUCAAGGAAUAUGGAGACCGGUGAGUCUUGGGCAGACUUCCUGCCCGUCCUCUAACGUCGCCGUCGCUGGGCUGCUUCUCCAGCGUCGGGUGGUGUCCUCUCAACCGAACCCCGUGUGCAAAUCUUGCAGACUCGUCGCACUCGUUUCCUAAUUCCCCACUUCCCACGCCGUUUGCACACACACACUCUCUAACCCAACAGCUACACCCUCAUCGGCCCCCUCAGCUACAAGACGGCCCACAUCGAGGUCGAGUCCGAGGAUCCCGAGCCGGGAUCCCCCAUGGAAGGCACCCUCAACGCAAUGCGCGACCACGGCGUAAAGUACAUCUACGGCCGUUGGCUCAUUGAGGGUGCGCCCCGCGUCCUCCUUUUCGACACUGGUAGCUGCUACAACAGGAUGGACGAGUGGAAGGGCGACCUCUGGAAUGUCGCGGGCAUCCCCACGCCCCCCAACGACCACGAGACUAACGAGACGCUCGUCUUUGGCUAUAUGGUCGCAUGGUUCCUCGGAGAGUUCUCCGGCCGCUGCCUUGACACGGCCAUCAUUGCUCACUUCCACGAAUGGCAGGCCGGCCUCGCAAUCCCUCUUGCCCGCAAGCGCAAGAUUGACGUCACCACCAUUUUCACCACCCACGCUACCCUUCUCGGCCGCUACCUCUGCGCUGGCAGCGUCGACUUUUACAACAAUCUCCAGUACUUUGACGUCGACCAUGAAGCCGGCAAGCGCGGCAUCUACCACCGGUACUGCAUUGAGCGCUCGGCGGCGCACUGUGCGGAUGUUUUCACGACCGUUUCGCACAUUACGGCGUACGAGAGCGAGCACCUGCUGAAGCGCAAGCCUGACGGAGUCCUCCCCAACGGCCUCAACGUCGUCAAGUUUGCCGCCAUGCACGAGUUCCAGAACCUUCACGUCAAGGCCAAGGAGAAGAUCAACGACUUUAUCCGCGGCCACUUUUACGGCCAUUACGACUUUGACCUCGACAACACAAUCUACAUGUUCACCGCUGGCCGGUACGAGUUCCGCAACAAGGGUGUCGACAUGUUUAUCGAGUCGCUCGCCCGUCUCAACCACCGUCUCAAGGCCAUGAACUCGAAGAUGACCGUCGUAGCGUUUAUCAUCAUGCCCGCUGCGACCAACUCGUACACCAUCGAGGCGCUCAAGGGUCAGGCCGUCACCGGCCAGCUUAGGGACGUUGUCAAGCAGAUCACGGACAGAAUCGGCAACCGCCUCUUUGAGCACGCCGCAAGGUAUGACGGCACGCACGGCACAGAGGUCCCCAAGCCCGAGGAGCUCAUGUCGGCCGAGGACCUUGUGUUGCUCAAGCGCCGUGUGUUUGCCCUCAAGCGCAACUCGCUUCCCCCGGUGGUUACCCACAACAUGCAGGAUGACAGCAACGACCCGAUCUUGAACCAGAUUCGUCGCGUGCAGCUGUUUAACCGCACCUCGGACCGCGUAAAGGUCAUCUUCCACCCCGAGUUCCUCAACUCGAACAACCCCAUCCUUGGUCUCGACUAUGAGGAGUUUGUGCGCGGCUGCCACCUCGGUGUCUUCCCCUCGUACUAUGAGCCGUUUGGCUACACGCCGGCCGAGUGCACUGUCAUGGGCAUUCCCAGCGUCACGACCAACCUCUCUGGCUUUGGCUGUUUCAUGGAGGACCUGCUCGAGUCGCCCGAGGACUAUGGCUGCUACAUUGUCGACCGCCGCGGACAGGGUGUCGACGAGUCUGUGGAGCAGCUCACGCAGGUGCUCACCGAGUUUACGACCAAGUCGCGUCGCCAGCGUAUCAACCAGCGUAACCGCACUGAGCGUCUCUCGGAGCUGCUCGACUGGAAGUCGCUGGGUCUCGAGUACGCCAAGGCGCGCCAGCUUGCGCUGCGCCGGGCAUACCCCGACUCGUUCAACGACGACGAGCCAGAGUUUACUGGGGUGCAGCGCGUCGGUGCACCGCUCUCUGCGCCGGGUUCGCCACGCUACCGCUCGGGCAUGAUGACGCCUGGUGACUAUGCGACGCUCACGGAGGAGAUGGAGCACCUGAACACGAGCGACUACAUGGGUGCCAAGCACCCGUGGAACUGGAACAAGGAGGACAGCGACGAGGAGGAGGGGUACACGUUCCCGAUUGCAGGGCUGAAGCCGCGCGGGCGCUCGGACUCGUUGGCAUCUGCAAUCUCUGGCACGAUGACGCCGAGCGGCAAGCACCGUCUGAAUGAGAGCGACCUGGCGCAGGCGGACAAGGCGUUGGAAUCGCACUCGUCUGCGGCCAACGCCAACGGGAACGGGAAUAAGUAGUAGGUGGGUUGGUGGUGGCUCGGGCAAGUCAAGGCCGAGGUGGAGGGUGGAUUUGGUCCCGGAGGUGUUGCGUGCGUGCAGUCCCGUGGCAACCGAGGUCUCGUUUUAUUUUAUAGCAAAAGUAAACAUAUGCAAGUGAUGAUGGUGUCUGC